AUGCGUAUAAACAAGUUGCUGAAAUCACCCUUGCUGAACGCAAAAGAGCGCAGUUCACUAUUGGCUUACCAAAAUCAGCGUAAAAAACAUGACGCUUUCGAAGGAAAUUACAUUUACAAGCAGCCGCAAGGCUACGGACGUCUUUAUGUCGACGGCAUUGGGCACCAGAACCUGUCAAAAAAUAUCAGAACUUACAUCACAAACGGUUACUACACGGACAUCGAUGUUGUGAACUGUCAACCGACGCUGACUAGAUUUCUUUUCCAGCUUUUCCAUCUCCAAUGUCCGCCGGAUCUGGAGCGUUACUUGACAGAUAAGGGCGCCGUUCUAGCAGAAAAUGGGAUAACGGACAAGAAAGUGGUGAACAAGUAUUUAAACAAAAGCAAAAACGACGCACCGCACGCGUUUCUUAGAAAUAUCCACAAGGAGAUUUACGAGAAGCUUGUGCCGCGCCUUCAGGAGUCGCCGGAGUUUAAGCCGCUGUGGCAGUGGGUCGAAGCUUCCGACAAGAAAUACAACAAACGCGGCUCUUUUUUCUCGUACGUUGUGGCGAGUAUCGAGAAUCUUGUGCUUUCAGCAAUGCACUGCUUUUUUACGAGAGGGGGUUUUUCGCCAGACAGCCUGAUAUUCGACGGGAUGCUCGUAAAAGCCGACCCUCGAAUAAACGACGACCUGCUGAGGGAAUGCGAGCGUUUCAUCGAAAAGCAAGUGGGUGCACAGGUGCAACUCGCGGUCAAGCCAAUGGAAUGUACUGUGGAUUUUGACAAGGAAAUCACAGUUGACACAAGCAACAUUGUAAUAGAGGGUAAUAAAGAGCUGUCAAAGUUGAUAGAGGAAUCUCGGAGCGGCACUAGUGGACGGCUUGCUAUACUCGCCAUGUAUUUGAUGAAAGAGCGAUACAUUUGCAUUCGGCGCAGGCAGUGGUUUAAAUUCGAACAGCACAAGUGGACCGAGCUGGCAGGGUGCCCAAGCAUGGACGCAAUGGACUUGUUACUUUGUCCCAUUAAAGAGUGGUACGACGCACUGCUUGUGGAAUUGGAUCGCAUGCAGUGCGAAAGCGAGGAUGAAGCCGAAAGACGGUACUUAAAAACUCAGGUUGAAAGAGUGGAAAGGGAGAAAAGGAUGCGCGUCGAAGCGAUUGAAGACUCGGGGAUAAGGGUGAAAAUCAUGAAAGACUUAGAGGAUCUAAUGGACUCUUAUACAAAAGACGUCGUUUUUGACACAAAACCGUAUCUAUUGUGCUUUAAGAACGGGGUGUACGAUCUUUUACUAGACGAAUUGCGGGAUGGGUUGCCGGAAGAUUAUCUCACCAUCGGCGUGCCGUACGCUCUUCCUGACUCUAUGUGUCCUGACAUCGACGCAAAGCUCGACGCUUUGCUAGAAAGCAUCUUCCCUGAUAAGGAAGUUCUUCUAUACGUGAUGCUGACGCUUUGCACAUGUCUAGAAGGAAUCAAUCGGCACGAGCAAUACUGGACGUGGCUGGGCGUUGGUCGUAACGGCAAGGGUAUUCUCAAAGAUCUAACGCAGCACACGCUUGGAGAAGAGCUGUGCAAGUUUCCAAAGCCAACAAUUCUAACUACAAAACGGUGCGGGUCGAGCCAAGCGAACCCCGAGUUUGUCGACCUAAAAGGCGCACGAGCGGUAUUCGUUUCUGAGCCGUGUGUCGGGGAGAAAAUCAAAAGCGCAACCUUGCGUGAGCUUACCGGCAAUGAUAAAUCCCGGCAACGAGGGUUGUACGGUGCGCAGGAGACCGUGAGCCCUGAUUACAGCUUAUUUCUCUUGUGCAACGGACGUCCAGAGAUGGACGCCCCUGACACCGACGCGAUUUGGGAUAGGGAAAAUAGCGUCCAUUUUCCACACAAGUUUGUGGAAGAUCCAAAACUGCCUCACGAGCGCCUGACUGACAAGGGAUUGAAGCAAAAGCUCACAGAAUACGCGCCGUAUUUCAUGCUCAAACUUUUGCAAUGCUACAAGCAGUACAGGGAAAAUGGAUUCAAGUUGGAUGCGCCACAAGGUGUUUUAGCGGUGAGCCGAGAAUACCGGUUGGAAAACAACCCUGUCGAAAAGUUCUACCAGGAGCAAGUGGUAAAGGCGUCUGAGACAACUGCAAACGAAGGUUUUGAAGAGCUGGAGUCAAACAGCAUGCUGCUGCCGGUCUCUCGACUCUGGUCUUUGUUUGAAAGGUGGAGAAAGGACAACACUGUGGCGGCAAGUAUAUCGGAAAAUGGGUUCUAUCAGAAGCUAGCGAAAUUAGCCAAGUGUGAUGGUUUAAAACCCGUGAAAAGAAAAGUGGAUGGUGCAAGGGUUAUGUGCUACGAGUGUAUGGUUAUUAGGGAGUAUGAGUGGAGCGGCGUGGACAGCUGCUGGCGUUUAAAUUAG
Fimicolochytrium jonesii is the source of this 2379-nucleotide messenger RNA. RefSeq lists its product as uncharacterized. NCBI's taxonomy places the organism in Eukaryota, Fungi, Chytridiomycota, Chytridiomycetes, Spizellomycetales, Powellomycetaceae. The transcript has a single exon. Bases 1 to 2379 code for a protein of 792 amino acids. The record is from RefSeq and is a predicted model, not a curated record.